ACAGACAGCGUAUCGCAGCAUCUAGAACUCCUGCUCAGGCGGCUGCUGCGAGAAAAUCAAAAAACGAAAGACAACGCAAUUACAGAUUACGCCAAGCUGCUAUCAGGGAUUCUCUUGAAGCGACAACUACAUCUUCAUCUACCAAACCAAUAACUGCUGCUCCAAAAACAAGGGCACAAAUACAACGUGAGUACAGACAGCGGAUUACUGCAUCCAAAACUCUUGCACAGGCAGCAGCUGCAAGAGAAGCACGUAAUAUAAGAGAUCGAAACAACAGAUUACGCCGAGCUGCUAACUUGGCUAUUGCCAGUGGUUCUCUAGAAGCGACAACUACAUCCUCAUUUCGUUCAGGGCAAAGGUUAAACACCGUCCAUAUUGAUACUCAACAACAAUUUACCGACUGACAACGUCAAACUUUAGCAACAGAACCAGCAGAAACUACUGUACAACCCAGUACUUCUUCAGAUCAAAUUGAAGUUCAAGCACAAUCUACUUGGAAUACUAAAUGGGCAUCAUCAAUCAUGAGAUUCAAAUCUACUUUUUUGGACAACGAUUUUGGCUAUGCUUGCUCGGUCUGCGACAGACUUUGGUUUAAAAACGACCUCAAAACCAUCACUGCCGCACAGCUGAAAGUAAUUUCGGAUUGGUUUAUCAAAGAAAAUCGACAACUGAGCAGGGAAGAAUAUAAACUGGUUUGCAACACUUGCAAAAAGUCACUGAAUAAACAAUCAAUGCCACCGUUAGCAAAAGUUAAUGGAUUCUCAUAUCCUGACCCAACACCAGGCCUACCACCGUUAGAUCCCAUCAGUGAACGAUUGAUUUCGCCUCGUCUACCAUUCAUGCUAGUGCAUCGUCUGCGCCAUGAUUUCUCUUAUGGAAUCGUAGGACAAGUGAUAAACGUACCAGUCGACGUACAAGAAAUGGUAAAAUGUUUGCCGCGACAAUUGGAUGAGGACGGCGUUAUUAAUGUAAACAUUAAAAGAAACCUUGCCCACAAAUCAGUUUUCAUUAGCGGAUACAUGUCCAAACGUACAGUUACUUCGUGGUUAACUGUUCUGCAAAACUCUCCAUUAUAUCGUUUGUACGAAAUCAAAGUGGACUUGUCGAGGCUGAAUCUUGCUUUGCCAGACCUCGAUGACGUAGAGGAUGACCCGUCAAACCGUAUAGAAAAUAUCUCCGCAGAACAGAACCCUGAAUCUGAGAUUCUCGCUUCAAGACAACAUACUGUGAUGUGGAACGAAGAAGAUUGUCUCAAUAUCGCACCAGGACACCGGGCAACUACCCUCAACAUCAUUUACGGCCGUCAUGCAGAAGAGUUGUGAAUGACAACUCUCCUUCGAUAUACUAUGGAAAUCUACGUCGAUUCCACAUGGAAGUUUCAGUGACACCUUACAUGAUGGCAACCAGUGAAAUACGGCGAAGCGAUAGACGCGGAGCCACGCCUCAAAAAAUCUUGUAUGUAGCAAUGAAAAUUUUACGGCUACGUAUGGUGGAUGGAAUUUACAGUACGUUUCGCAACGUUUCAGUCACAGAAAAUGUUACACGACGUAUGUUACAAGACCCAGAAUUUCUGAAAGAAUAUGUCUUACAAAACCUCGCCUUUAUGAAGACAGUGCCAAACUCCGUCCAAUACUGGGCUUCCUUGGAGGAAGCCCCCACGCACACAUUUUAUUGUGGUUAAACAACGACCCACAUGAAACCCCGUCGGAAAAUAUGCCAAAAACCAUUGAGCUCGUAGAAAAAUUGAGUCCGGAAUGAUGUACCUAACACCUCCAUCUACGCCAACCAGAUACACAAACAUACUUUCACAUGCACGAAGCGAGGUGAGACAAUUUGUAGAUUCGGAAUUCCGUACUAGCCAAUGUCUACGACUCGUGUAUUGGUUCCAAUGCCUCAAUCUGAUAAACGCCGUCAAACACUACAACAGAACGCGAAAGAGCUGCGUACUUCACUUCGUACGAACGUCGGUACGCGGGCAUGGAUGACUUUCUUAAAGCUAAUGUUUUGACACACGAUUCAUAUCUCGACAUUGUGCGCUCAACGUCACGUAGACCAACUCUUCUGUUCAGACGAAACUUUGACGAACUUAUGACAAACACGUUCAAUCCAUACAUUGCUGGCGAAGUCAACUCAAACAUCGACAUUCAAUUUAUCUUAGAUGAAUACAGCUGCGCAGAGUAUGUUGUAGAGUACGUAAAUAAAUCAGCUCGUGGAAUGGGCAAUCUACGUCGUGAGCUUACUACGAUGAUGCAAGAGCAUCCCGAACAGGACUACACAGACCAGUUGAAAGCUUUAAGCAUCAAGCUACUUAACGCUGUCGAGAUGUCAGCGCAAGAGGCAGCAUGGUAUCUCCUACGUCAACCGAUGAGCGAGACAAGUCGUCAAGUUGCGUACAUUCCAACAGUAUGGCCGACGGAAAGACAACGUUGCCGCAAACGUCGUUAACAAAUGGACCGCAAAGGCCUUGAUGAAAACAGUACUGAUGUCUGGACCAAAAACAUAAUCCAGCGCUAUGAAGAGCGUCCUGCAUCUUUAGAGCAAGUGUAUUUAGCUGAGUUUGCAGCGUGGUAUGCUAAAGCUAAUGAUUUAAAAGGUAAUACCGCAGCAAGAACGUCAGGAGCAUAAAAUCAAUACCGCAGACGACUAAUCGGACGUGUCAUACGAUACAGGCAUUACGACAUGGAAAAACUGUCAAUUAUAAACGAGAAAUGGUUCUACUGUACGUACAAUUCCGCAACGAAAUGUUAGAAAUUGUUGAUCAAAAUAAAUUUCUUCAAUUAUUUGACGAUAACAAGGACGCGAUCAUGGAACGCCGUAGUCAAUUCGAGUCUAAUUUGAACAUUGAAAACGUCAUGAGAGAACUUGAAGCGAUGAUGAUUUUGCAAAACGAAGACAACAGUAAUUUGCGGGAAGAAGAAACCAGAAGAACCAACAGUUGUUAGGAGAGGAUGGUACCGAUGGUCCUGCAGGCUGUGGAAAAACUUACACGUUAAAGUGCCUCAUGGAGACAUACAACCGCUACACUCAGGAGCACAACUCAAUGAACAACGCCUACAUUGCCUGUGCAAGCACAGGUAAAGCCGCUGUACCUCUUGGUGGCACUACAGUUCAUUCAGCGUUUCGUCUCACAACUUCUCGCGUGACGAAACUCUUAUCCACAGAAAAUUUGCAAGCUUAUAGAAACAUGUUCGUAGGUCAAAGCUGUUUUCAUCGACGAGAUCAGCAUGUUAAGUUCAGCUAUUCUUCAACAAAUUAACUACCGAUUGCAGCAGAUUACUGGCAUAUACGACAAACCUUUCGGAGACAUUCAUGUUAUAUUCUCAAACAGUUGAACAUACGGGAUCUUAAAAGACACAACCUGAAAUUAAUUAUAACAGAAUGGCUUCUUCAACAAGAUUAUCAGAAAACAGAGUCUCUACUUGCCUACAUCGUCUAGACAACUUCAUACAUACAUACAUAUAACUUUACCCACACAUACUCAUCCCUCACAUACUCAUCCCUCACAUACACACUCACACACGCACUCUCUCACAUACACUCAAUUUCAAAGUCCAAGUUUUAUGUUAAACUAAUGUAGUAAUUAUUACCUGGUGACAUUGUCACCCAAUCGGCACAACUCACCAUUCAACAAUGAGUAACUUGUUUAACGUAGCAUAUAUGGCUGAACACUGCCUCUUAAAAUACAGGCCUCGCCUAGUUUAAGAGACAGGGUACUACUUUUCUUUGUACAAUAUAGUAAUUAGAUACUAAUUGAAUAAUGUAUACAGUGCAACAUUGUGUUCUUGAUUGUGGUAAUAUUUUUUUUUAUAUUAUGUGGAGAUUUCAGACAGCUUCCACCUGUACGAGCAACUCCAUGUUAUACUAUGCCGAUCAACCAAUUAGGAGGUCCGAUUCUUUGGCACAGCAUUGAUUAUUUCCCACUGGUUCAUGUUGUACGACAAACCGAUGAGCGGUUUUCAACGAUUCUAACAAAAAUCGGCGAUGGACUUCAACUGAACAAUGAUAAUAUCUCCCUUAUUGAGUCCAGACAUAAAACUCAGGCUUGGUGCAAGGAAAACGUGCCUGAUGCUGUCAGGCUGUAUUAUAGUAACAAUGAAGUGGAUUCAUACAACCGAAGCGCAAUUCUAAAUGCAUACAACUGUCUCGCACAUGAUAUUAUGCUUGGUUAUUCAAGUGAACAAGAAAAUAGACAGUACCAAGGUAAACUACACAAGAUGACAGUGGCGGAAACCGAUGGAUUACCGUACUUACUGCCAUUGGCAGAAGGAUAUCCCUACAUGAUAACUUCUAACAUAGAUGUCGCUGAUGGGUUGGUAAAUGGAGUUAUUGGUGUCUUGCGACAUAUCGAACGUCAGCAGUCAAAUGUAGAUGACAAUUCUGCAGAUGCAGGACCAUCGACCAGUACAACUUCGCCAGCAGCUAGAGAAGAAAUUGUUACUUUAUGGUUCGAGUUUCCAGACAAAACAACAGGAACCAGAGCAAAAGUUAAAUGUCGACCUCACGUGCAAAGCAAGCCAAACACUUUGUCUAUAAACUGGGUACCAGUUUAUAAGAAAAUAGUAAACAUUACACUAACAAAAACUAUAAAAUGCAAACGAAAACAGUUUCCUUGCAGUCCUGCUUGUGCCAUCACUAUUCACAAGUCACAAGGUGGGACGUUUGCUGUCAUUGUUUAUAAAUACUCAUCCAAGCAACCACAACAGUUGGUGUACGUGGCGCUGAGUCGGGUAACAAGUAUGGAAGGCUUGCAUAUCACCGAAAAAGAUGCUAUAAAUACGGACGGGAGGGAAACGAUUCACAGACAACAAGAGAUAUCCGUAAUGAAUACAUUUGACUUCGUGGACACACACUUCGAACAAUUACUGAUAAUGCAGUAAAAUUCUGUAAUGACUCAACCAAUGCAGGACAAACUUUAAUAACGAACCUCAAUUCACAGAGUUUGUCUGCUCACUUUGCAGAUCUUGAAAAAGACACAGUGAUUCCAAGGUCUGAUUAUUUGCUUUUGACUGAAACGUGGAUGCGUGACAAUUGUGAUCCAAUUUCAAUUGAAAAUUUUGAAUGUGUAACCCACCAGAAUAAUCGAUCAGAUUCUGAAACAAACGCAGCAGGUGGAGUGGCAAUUUAUAGAAACUUAUCAUCGACAUCCACGGCCAAAAUUCUCAACGUUGAACUGUCGGAUACAACCCGCCUUAUUAGAAACAUUGGUGACGUUUGCUUGGCAGAAGUUACAUGCUUCACCGCUGAUACCACGUUUAAAAUGGUUCUUGGCGCAGUUUAUAUUCAUCCUGGAGCAAGUAUCUCUAACAUCAGUGUUCUGCUGCAUCAAGCACUAUUUCCGUAUGUUUACAACAGCCAGUAUGUACAUCCCAUCAUGGAAGUUGAUACCGAUGUACCAAUUCUUUUUUGUCAAACGUAAAAAAUGACGAAACAUUUCCCAAAUUCAUGAAAGACAUGUUCAAUCUCGAUUGUACAUCAGACGUUAAUAAGUCAACAACACUAGGAGGCACCACCAUCGAUUUAACUUUUUCAAGACACAUUACACUCGAAACACUUCCUUUCAUUUCCUACUUUUCCUAUCAUCGUCCUAUUCUCAACAGAAUAACACAAAUUGUAAGAAGUAAAAUAUCACACAUGUUUAAAAGUUGUAAAACAAUUGCUCAAAGUACAUUCAUACUUGUAAAAAAGAUGUACAUCGUUAAAAAAAAUUGACAUAAUUGUAUUUAUGCGUACAAAUAAAUGUAACUUGAUCAGUUCAA
Molecule: messenger RNA, 5756 nt
Organism: Helicoverpa zea (corn earworm)
Lineage: Eukaryota; Metazoa; Arthropoda; Insecta; Lepidoptera; Noctuidae
Exons: 2
Coding region: 3864-4877 (337 amino acids)
Source: RefSeq, a predicted model, not a curated record